AGUUGUCAGCACUGCUUUAUGUAAACUUCACUUCACAGUUCUUCAUUUAUUUUGUAAAUUGCUGUGAAAGAGUGAAAAACAAUUUUUUGGAAGUGAAAAUUUCAACAAAUUUAAUAAGAUUUUUCUAUAAUUACUUUAAGAAAACAAAACAUUAAAGCAAUGGCUGUUUAAAUUAAUGAAAAUUUUACGCAAACAUAAAGUGUGAAACUGAAAAAAAAGGCAUUUGCAAAAAGUCAAAAAUAAAGGGAAAAAAAUCUCAAAGAGAAAGUGUCUAAAGAAAGAAGAGAGUGAAAAUAUAAAAAUAAAUAAUAGUCUUUAACAAAAUAAAUGCAAAAAUUCAAAAGGAAAAGAAAAAAUUAAUUGCAAAAUUUUCUUUUGUUAAAUAAUACAAUUUAAUGGGCAAUGCUAAAUCAAGGAAUUAUAAUAAAUCCAAUAAAAUUGAAAAACAAAUUUCCAGGAAUUUAAAAUCAACUAAAUUGACAACAACAGCAACAACGUAUAGAAAAGAGGAUAAUAAUAGUAACGUUGGUGGGACGACAACAAUAACUACUACAGCAACUACUACAACUAAUGCUGCUAAUAGUACUGUGGGAGGUCCAUGGUACGAGGAGGUUGGAAAUAAAACAACAGCUAGUUCUAACAAAGCACUAAAAGAUCCCCAACAACUAGCAAUACAACAACAGCAACAACACUAUAAACACAAAGCAGCUGAUAAUUCAGCUGCCUCAGCAGUAGCAGAGCAGCAACGUUUAAAACAGGCCUCUUCUCUGUGGAGUUUGGGUAGUCUCAAUUGGAAUCUAUCCUAUUCGGUUCGCAAUUCUUUUAAGCAACGUCAAAAAUCUUCUAGAAAAAGUUUUAGUACUUUACAACAAUAUCAACAACGCAAACGUUCUAAAACUCAAUGGCAUAAACCAUUAACAAAUGCCAUUUUCAGUUCACACUUUAAAGAGUCGAGUCGUAACGAAGAAUUUCAUAUUGAUCAAUUGGUAGCUAAGGGUGCAUUUGGUGUUGUUUUCAAAGUAAUUGAUAAGAAAUCUUUAAAACAAGAAGAAGCAGAUCAACAACAACAGCAACAGCAGCAUCAAGCGGAACAUAUAAAUAAAAAUAAUUUUGCAGCAUUUACUGCUGUUUCACCUUCUGCCCCCGUUUAUGCUUUAAAAGUUUUAAAGAAAUCAAAAAUUAUUUCGGAGAAUAGCUUGCAACAAAUUAAAGACGAAGUUGAUAUACAAAAACUUUGUGGCCAUCAUCCAUUUAUUGUUAAACAAUUUGAUUUAUGGCAAAAUCGUUAUAAUUUACAUAUACUUUCGGAAUAUAUACCAAACGGUGAACUAUUCUCAACAAUACGUACAUUCUCUUUAAACUUAAUACGUUUGUAUUUGGCAGAAAUUGCUUUGGCUUUGGAUUUCCUACAUAACGCUGGCAUUAUUUAUCGUGAUGCUAAACCAGAAAACAUACUAUUAACCCAAGAUUAUCAUAUAAAAUUAACUGAUUUUGGUCUCAGCAAGUGGUUGAAAUUGGGUUUAACAACUAAAACUAUGUGUGGAACAUUUCAAUAUAUGGCUCCCGAAAUUUUGCGCGGCGAACCAUAUACUCAUGCUGUCGAUUGGUGGUCUUUAGGUAUAAUUGUUUGUCAAAUGUUUGUUGAAAGGGUCCCUUAG
Messenger RNA from Lucilia sericata (common green bottle fly), 1658 nucleotides. RefSeq names its product serine/threonine-protein kinase S6KL (gene S6KL). The record is from RefSeq and is a predicted model, not a curated record. The transcript is spliced from 8 exons. Gene Ontology annotation, biological process: peptidyl-serine phosphorylation; intracellular signal transduction. Gene Ontology annotation, molecular function: ATP binding; protein serine/threonine kinase activity. Lineage: Eukaryota; Metazoa; Arthropoda; Insecta; Diptera; Calliphoridae. The coding region runs from base 396 to 1658 and encodes 420 amino acids.